Moneuplotes crassus is the source of this 704-nucleotide messenger RNA. Lineage: Eukaryota; Ciliophora; Spirotrichea; Euplotida; Euplotidae. The record is from the annotation of a GenBank genome assembly.
AAGAUAAAACUUACUACGAAAUGAAUGUUCCUAAGCCUGACUGGGCUGAGCUCAGGAAGAGAAAAAACGGAUUUAAGACCAUGCAAGUGUCAAAUAAAUACAAAGGAAUCUUUAAACACAAAAGUAAUCCUUACACUUCUCACCCGCCUAACCUUCUGGUAAAAAGUGUUGAUAUUAGUAAGAAAACAAGAUCAAAGUAUGAUUUCGUUGACAAGGUUAUCACUACUUCUGCUGAAACCAAUCCUAAAUAACAAGGACUCUGGCUCUAAUAAGUCUCCCUCUGAAAUGGACUCAAAUUCUGAUUCAGAGAAAUCUGAUCAAAUAAGUGCUUCUGAGGAGUUCUUUCACAAUGAUCAAAAUGCACUCAUGAAUAACAAGCUUGAUCUUGAUAGGAAGGAAAACGAAAUCUUCAUAAUGAUGGUUAUUGGGAACUUUGAAGAUGACCAACCUGUAAAAGUACUCGGAAUGAAAAGAGACCAGAACAAACACUUCUGCAGAGUUCAGUGGAAACGAAGAAAAGAGGGAGUAUUACCCAGCCCAAGCUAUUAUCCAACCGAAGUGAUCAAAGCCAAGUGCAUCAGACUUCUAAUAGACUUCUACGAGACUAAGCUGCAGUUCAAGAAAAAGUUGAGAAGGUACAGAAACGAAUAGACUACUCGAGAGGUUAAUGGAGGGAAACCAAACUAUUUCAAGAUUUACAAACU